Coprinopsis cinerea okayama7#130 is the source of this 1023-nucleotide messenger RNA. RefSeq lists its product as hypothetical. The record is from RefSeq and is a predicted model, not a curated record. The transcript has 3 exons. Bases 1 to 1023 code for a protein of 340 amino acids. NCBI's taxonomy places the organism in Eukaryota, Fungi, Basidiomycota, Agaricomycetes, Agaricales, Psathyrellaceae.
AUGCCUAGAAACAAGGAAAAGAAGAGCAAGAGCAAAAGCAAUUCUGAUGAGCGCCAAUUCGGUUGGACGGCUUUACCUCUAGAACUGAAGGAGGAGAUAUUAACCCACAUGGAUAUCAAUCAGUUGCUCAAGUUGGAGGCUGCUAUGGGCCUUCAAGAGACAUCAGCAGCAGAUUAUCCGCGAACAGAAGCCUCACCUCCGAAGGAAAUGUAUCGCCGAAUUACCCAUAUCUUCUUGUUAUUCGACCUGGACAUAGAGGUUACGAUGCGGCUGAUGCAACAGCAUGACGCUAUCAUAUCCGGAUCUUGCGCUCUUGCAGCUGUCCUCGACAACAACUUCACGCCCAAUGAUGUCGACAUAUACGUGAAGACAGAACAAGCCCGAUCUUUUGUCGAAGCUUUAAUCGGGGAAAGCAAAUACGAUCAUCUUCCAAAUUUGAAGGACGGCAAGGAAUACAAACGCGAACGCAACGGAAUCGCCAAGAGUUACAACCUUACUCAUCGCGAGAACGGCAAAAAGGUUAACAUUAUCGAGACCAGCGUUUGCCCUAUAUCCACGAUAUUCGCGUUCCACAACACCGUGUUGAUGAACUUCAUCACCUACUGGGGUGUUGUAUGCACUUAUGGCAACCUCACCUGCAGGAAGAUCGGCCUGUUCAACAGUACCAGUUUCAACGAAGGGAGGAAUAAACAACUAACACCAAAAAUAGAGGAGAGCAGACAGAAGUACAAGGAAAGAGGGAUAAAGAUGAUAUGGAACUACCGAGGAAGAGAAGACGUUCGAAAAUCGUGGUCCGACAUCAGAAACCACGUUUGCGGGGUAUGGGAGUAUUGUCCAAAGACUAGCCGUAGCAUCAACGACCCAGGCGUUGCGUGUCUCGUCUUUCCUGAAUGGAGAGACAAGGAUAUAGACGUCACAAUGGUUCAUUGGUCUCUAGCCACCGAAGGCAGGUGCAAAACCAAUUUCGGAAUGAAACUCGGCUGGGUACACACGUCGGAAGGUCAAAGCAUUUGGCUGUUAUAA